AUGGAAAACUACACCGAAUUUGAAAAUGAUAACUGUGCUGUUGAUUUCGAUGACUUUUUUCAAUUCGAAGACGAAGAGAACUUACAGGACUCGAGUUCAAUCACUCAAGUGUGUGUUGACCACGAUCCAGACGAUGACGACCAGGAGGACGGGGUAGUGAACGUCAAGGAGGAGGAAUUAGCCGCUCGACGUGCCGGAGAUGGAUAUUUUGUGACGAAUUCGGGAAAACGGCUGAAAUUAGAAAAUGCUGACGACGGUGAGAAUGAUACGAGUGAUGGCUAUAUUCAUCAUACAAUAUCGGAAGAUGAAAUUCUGAUGCGGAUAAACCCUGGUAGUAGUCGUAUGCCUUUGAAUCCCUCACAUGCAACUCUGACUGUGGAAAGCCAAAAUCCCAAGACAAAACUCAAGGAGGUGACAAGAUUCAGGUGCCACUACACUGGUUGUGCCAGAACUUACAGUACACCGGGAAACCUGAAAACCCAUGAGAAAACACAUCGAGGAGAACUUACAUUUAUAUGUAGCGAGUCUGGCUGCGGGAAGCGAUUCCUCACAUCAUACUCACUGAAGAUCCAUGUUCGAGUCCACACCAACGAGAAGCCUUAUAACUGUGAUAAACCUGGCUGUGAAAAGUCUUUCAAUACAAUUUACAG
Molecule: messenger RNA, 650 nt
Organism: Candidula unifasciata
Lineage: Eukaryota; Metazoa; Mollusca; Gastropoda; Stylommatophora; Geomitridae
Source: the annotation of a GenBank genome assembly